This is a messenger RNA of Jatropha curcas, 2293 nucleotides long. Its product is annotated as HMG (high mobility group) box protein with ARID/BRIGHT DNA-binding domain-containing protein. NCBI's taxonomy places the organism in Eukaryota, Viridiplantae, Streptophyta, Magnoliopsida, Malpighiales, Euphorbiaceae. The record is from RefSeq and is a predicted model, not a curated record. Gene Ontology annotation, molecular function: DNA binding.
GGCUGAUGGACAACUUGCCCCACAAAAACCCCACCAUCCAUGGUAUCUUCUAUGUCUAUCUUUAACUCUGAAACAGUGUCAGAUAUGAACAAGAUAAUGAAGGAAGGAGAGGACUUGUACUGUAUUUACCCGUAUAUGUGUGUAUAUAUAUUUAUAUAUAUGUUCCAUCACAUAAUUUUAUUGCAUAUUUGCAAUACCCUUUAGAUGUCAGAAUAUCUUUAGAAUGUCAGACAAGGAAAUAGCUGCUGCUAAUAUAGCAUUAUAUAGGCCUGUGAAGUGUGCUUUAAGAGGGAGAAAAGAUGGACUUUUUAAGCAUCUGGGUGUUUAUUGUAAAAGUCUAAAAAAGUGUCAACUCUUCUGGUCUCUGUCUAUAAGAAAGGUCUGAACUUGGCUCUGAUGGGCUCUUUUAGAUGUUACAUCCAGCUGAGGCCUCUGGAUGAAUACAUGGCUAAUGGCAGCUUUAACGUUCCAUUUGCUUUUCUAGGGCAUUGAAUCUCUUCCUUCUUACAGGGAGUUAUUACAUCAACUGAGGGCAGCGACAAGAGUAAAAUAGUAGACAGGUGUUUGAUGGUUGAAUAGUGGAGUGUGAAAUGGCAUCAACUUCUUGUGCCAAGCAGAGCACAGUGCUUAUGAAAGAACCAGUUAUGAACUAUAUUCAAUACCCAGCACCUCUGGCAAGAUAUGAAGAUGUUACUGCCAAUCCUAAGCUCUUCAUGGCUACUUUGGAGAAGCUCCAUGCUUCUAUGGGAACCAAGUUUAUGAUUCCCAUUAUAGGAGGAAGGGAGUUGGACUUGCACCGGCUCUUUGUGGAGGUGACUGCACGUGGUGGUCUUGAGAAGAUUAUUAGAGAGAGAAGAUGGAAGGAAGUUACUGCAAUUUUCAAUUUUCCUUCUACUGCUACAAACGCGUCAUUUGUACUUCGCAAGUACUAUGGUUCCUUGCUUCACCACUAUGAACAGCUUUACUUUUUUAAAGCCCGGGGUUGGACUCCUGGCUCAUCUGUCCCAUUGCAGAGCCCAAUGGCAACACGAUUUCCUGCACAAAUAACAGUGCAGCCAUCACCUGAAUAUCAAGCAGCUACAUCCCAGCAUCAAAGGACAAACACUGCAGAGCUGUGUGGAGCAUCAUCUGGAAGUUCUCAAGUUAUAGGGGUGAUUGAUGGGAAAUUUGAGAGUGGGUAUCUUGUUACUGUCACAAUAGGGACAGAGAAGCUCAAAGGUGUUCUUUAUCAGGCACCUCAGAACCAAUCAUGCCAAAUGCCACAGCAUUAUAAUGUCUCUGCCAACAAUAUUGGUAAUGCUCGUACUGUAUCAGGCACACAACGUCGCCGCCGAAAGAAAAAUGAGAUAAAAAGGAGGGAUCCUGCUCAUCCAAAGCCAAAUAGAAGUGGCUAUAACUUCUUCUUUGCUGAACAGCAUGCAAGAUUGAAGCCCCUUUACCCAGGAAAGGACAGAGAGAUUAGUAGGAUGAUUGGUGAACUAUGGAACAAGCUAAAAGAAUCUGAAAAAGCAGUUUAUCAGGAGAAAGCCAUUAAAGAUAAAGAAAGAUACAGAAUAGAAAUGGAGGAUUACAGGGAAAGAUUAAGAACGGGGCGACUUAUUAGUGAUGCAGUUCCACUACAGCAAUGGUUGCCUGAACAGGAUGUAGAUAUGGUGGAGGCUGAUGUGAAGGCUGAUGAAACAGAAGGCGGAGACUCCCUGCAUACUAUGGAUAAUGAGAGUAGUUCUGGUGAAAGUGCUUCUGAGGAUGAUGAUAAAACUGCAGAAAAGGAUUUGGAUAGAGAACAAUCUUUAGGAGUGGAUUUUAACAUUCAUACAGGUAACAGUAUGGGUAUGACUACUUCGGUCGAGGCAGCAGCAUUCGAACUGUGGAAUAGAGAAGAGAAUAUUGGAGAUGUGGGGACUGAGAAGGUUGGAAACGUCGAAAACUUGGAAAAUAUUCUAAUUGAGACAGAGAAAGAAAAAGUAGCAGGCCAAGGACAAUGAAUUUUCUCUACAAAAAAACAAGUAGGAUUUACUCUUGAUGUUCUUUAUAGCAUUGCUAAAUCAUGGCUAAAAUACUAUUUAUGGUAGCUUUUUACUUGAUAUUUUCAUUUUUUUGUCUAGAACUUAACAUUUUGUUUUUUUUUUUUUUUUUUUCCACUUAAUCAUGCUGUGAAAAUUAGUGUCAGUGUUUAUGUAGGGAGGUGCAGAAGUUUUGGCUGGCUUCUGGCAGUUUUGUAGGGAGAACAUUCUGAUUGCAUCUCAGCCUAUGAUUUAAUACAAUUCCUAAUUGAUGUUUUCAGUGAGUGCUA